AUGAAGGUGUUCUCUUCUUCUUCCACUACUACUACCACUACUACUGCUACUGCCGGAGCUGUGCUCCUUGCUUUUCUUGCGGCCACGGCUACUGGACUCCAACUAGACACCGAAAAUGAGGAUUCUAUUCGUAAUGCGGCCAAGCAGUAUGCGAAUGGCUUGAUGUCCUUGUACGAGGGUGAUGCCCCGGGUACGGCGAUUGAGAAUGUCGGCGUCUGGCCCAAGCCUCACUACUGGUGGGAAGGUGGGGCUGCCUGGGGCGGCAUGAUAGAGUACAGUCAGUUCACUGGCGAUGACGCCCAUGUCAAGACACUCCAGCAAGCUUUGACUGCCAACUACGGCCCUGCCAACGACUUCAUCUUGUCCUAUCGCAAGGGUGAGACCGGCAACGAUGAUCAAGCCUUCUGGGCCCUCGCCGUCAUGUCGGCUCUCGAGUACCAGUUCCCAGAACCAGAGAAUGCACCAGCAGACUAUCUGGAGGUCGCCGUCAAUGCCUUUGAGAACAUUGUCGGUCGCUGGGACGAGACUUCGUGUGGCGGAGGACUGAAGUGGCAGGUCUACCCUGAAAACGCAUAUGGGUACAACUACAAGAACUCCAUUAGCAACGGCUGUGCCUUUGCCCUCGGUGCACGUCUCGCCCGCUACACGGGUGAACAAAAGUACGCAGACUGGGCUGUCAAGAUCUACGACUGGAGCCAGAACGUUGGCCUCAUCUCCGACAGUUUUGAGGUCUUUGACGGGACGAGCGACAAGGAGAACUGCACUACCAUCAACGACAAGACGCAGUGGACCUACAACAAUGCCAUGUACCUCCACGGCUCUGCCUACAUGUACGACUUCACCAGCGGCGACCGUGUCUGGCAGGACCGAACCUCUGGAUUCUUGCAGCACGCCGAGAAGCUCUUCUUCACCCCUUACGAGAACGCUACGGACAUCAUGUACGAAUGGACCUGCGAGACUGGCGUCUCGGGGAGGCACUGCAAUUUGGACCAGCAGUCUUUCAAGGCCUACCUAUCCCGCUUCAUUGCCAAGACGGCCAUCAUUGCGCCCUUUACCAAGGACAAGAUUACCAAGUACUUGAAGGCUUCUGCUGUUGGCGCCGCAAAGUCGUGCUCCGGUGGUGCUGAUGGCGCUACCUGCGGGUCCAAGUGGUACACUGGUGGCUGGGACGGAGCUUCUGGUGUGGGACAGCAAUUGUCGGCGCUCGAGGUCACGCAGGCGCUGCUCACGAUUGAGAAGAACACUCUUCCUGUCAAGAAGAGCGAGAAGCCGGCUCCAAAGUCUCCCAAGCCUUCGCCUUCUGCAGUGGCCUGA
Molecule: messenger RNA, 1314 nt
Organism: Plenodomus lingam JN3
Lineage: Eukaryota; Fungi; Ascomycota; Dothideomycetes; Pleosporales; Leptosphaeriaceae
Biological process (GO): fungal-type cell wall biogenesis; carbohydrate catabolic process
Molecular function (GO): mannan endo-1,6-alpha-mannosidase activity
Source: RefSeq, a predicted model, not a curated record